AUGUGUCAAAGGAAAUAUACUCUAGAACUAGUGUCAGAGCUUGGCCUAGCAGGUAAAAAGCCAGCAGUUACACCUUUAGAAUUCAAUCAUAAGCUUGCAUCCAUUGAAUUUGACAAGAAGAUACAGAAUGAUAAUACCACAAUGGAUAAGGAACUUGAAGACAAAGGAAGCUAUCAGAGGCUAGUUGGCAGGCUGCUCUACUUAACCAUGACAAGGCCUGACAUUAUCUUUAUGGUUCAAGUAUUCAGCCAAUACAUGCAUGCACCUAAGUUGUCUCACAUGGAGGCUGCUUUAAGAGUAGUAAGGUAUAUCAAGAUCGCUCCUGGCCUUCGAUUGUUCAUGUUUGCUAAGGCAUGCAAGCAGUUAGUUGCAUAUUGUGAUUCUGAUUGGGGUGCUUGUGUGAAGACCAAGAGAUCAGUGACAGGCUAUGCAGUGAAAUUUUAUGAAGCAUUGAUAUCUUGGAAGUCUAAAAAACAAGAAAGUGUUUCUAAAAACUUUGUUGAAGCAGAAUUUUGA
Messenger RNA from Nicotiana tabacum (common tobacco), 516 nucleotides. The record is from RefSeq and is a predicted model, not a curated record. NCBI's taxonomy places the organism in Eukaryota, Viridiplantae, Streptophyta, Magnoliopsida, Solanales, Solanaceae.